Molecule: messenger RNA, 2060 nt
Organism: Aptenodytes forsteri (emperor penguin)
Lineage: Eukaryota; Metazoa; Chordata; Aves; Sphenisciformes; Spheniscidae
Gene: BAG4
Product: BCL2 associated athanogene 4
Exons: 3
Coding region: 61-1065 (334 amino acids)
Biological process (GO): protein stabilization
Cellular component (GO): membrane; cytoplasm; nucleus
Molecular function (GO): adenyl-nucleotide exchange factor activity; protein-folding chaperone binding
Source: RefSeq, a predicted model, not a curated record
CGGAGCCCCUCUGCCCUGUGUCCCAUCACCUUUCCUCUGCUCUUCCCUCCUCCCCAGGCAAUGGACUCUCCCUACGCAAACGGAGCCUACAGCCCCCCGUACCCUCCAGCUCCCGGUGCUGCCCCGCACUACGCCGGCCUGCCGCAGACACAGGGGUACUACUGCUCCGGGCUCCCGCAGACGCCCUACCCUGCGGAGUCCACGGGCAUGUACCGGCCCCCGUCGCCCGCUCCCCCCUGGAGCUACGCCCCGCCGGACUGCCCCGCCGAAGGGUCCUCUCUCAGGAGGCAGCAGGUUCCGGGCUACUCCCCACCGCAGACCCCGGGAAUGCCCAUCCCACAGUAUCCAUAUGGAGACAACAACCCAGGGGUCACGCCGCAGGGGCCUCCGCCGCAGCCCAGACCCCUGGAAGACACGUGGGCUCCCCCCACCGUCUAUGGGGUGCAGCCGCGUUACGCGUGGCCCGCUGCUUCGGCACACGGGAACCCGUUCGUCUCCGAUUCGCACCCAUCCUGGACUGGCAGCGGAGCUCCUUCCCACCCUCCGGCGUGGGACUCAAAGGAUACUGCUUACGACAAACCCGAGCAAAGUGCAAACCUACACAACUACUACUCUGAUGUCAAUCACCAGCACUCUGGGACAAUGAAUGACCACAAGCCAGCCACUCCGCUCAACGCCAAGCCAUCCCCCUCAAACCCCAAGGUGCAGUACAGCGCACAGCCCCAAAUGUACGACAGUGCAUCUCGGAAGCCUUUGGCUGGGAACCGGGAGGCUGGCUUUAAACCUGGUGACCAGCCUUCAACAAAUUCUGCAGCCAUCCAGCCAGAGAUUCAGAGAAUCCUCCAGGUUAUGGGGGAGGCUGAACAGCUGGAGCAAGAGGUGGAUGAAUUUGUAGGAAAAAAGACAGAUAAAUCCUACCGGCUUCUGGAGGAGAUGUUGACCAAGCUGCUGUUGGAACUGGAUUCCAUCGAGACUGGUGGCCAGGACAGUGUUCGGCAGGCCAGGAAAGAGUCCGUCCACAGAAUUCAGGCCAUACUAGAAAAACUGGAAAGAAAGGGAUUGUGAAAGCACAUCAGUCACAACACACAGUCUGUUGUUGAGGUUCCAAAGAGUUUUAGUUCUGUUAAAUCUCAGCUCUUUCUGCUACGCACUAUUGACAAUGGAAUAGCAAUAAGCCCCGAGUUAAAAAAACAAACAAAACAAAACCACCAAAAAACCCCACCCCAACCCAGAAGCCCAGCCCCAACAAAUAACUUGGCAAUGGACAAAUUAAGAGGUCUAAGCAGCAAACUGAAUUGUUUGUUCGUUCCAGGCUUUGGAAAAGCAGAACCAUUCGAGGUACUUACGCUGUAGAGGUCUCUGUGGGGAUCUGCAUCCUCUUCAUCAGCAGGAAGAAAAUCACUGUACAAAAUUCCCCAAACCAGGCCCGAUCUAUAGGUGCCUCCUGCAGCCACAGCUGGAACACUUGUCAGAUGUGGUCACAACGGUACUGCAAUGUGCAGCCACAAACCAAGACUCUGGGCUUGUCAGUCACUGCGUGUAUUUUCAGCUUCCUCACCAUAAAAACUUGUGUGUCGUCGUGGGGUUUUGUUUGGUUUUAGUGCACUCAAGUAGUUACACUGAAGUGCUGCAGAAAGGGACCACGCUGGUAGCCCAGUCAAUGCAAGUGGAUGUCACGUCAUGCUGUUCCUCCUCUGUCGUGAAGAGCCAGUCCGUGGUGUCCCCCGUGGGCACGGGAACACAGCCUGGAAAUCUCGGUUCUGGCGCUGAAAAGGACGGGUACAAGCAGAGAAACGAUGUCAGAGCAGAGCAACCCGAAACGGCAGGAUGCUUUGAAACGCUUUCCAGGUCACUUGGGUAAAAAUCCACUUUUUAAUUGUAAGGUACUUCCACAUACUGCAAGUUUUGCAUUCCACUGCAACGCCGUACUCGUGGCACUGUACAAUAUGGAGGGGAAGGGAACGGCUCAGCCUACUGUUAACCUUCUGGUUACAACACGUUAAGUGGAUCAUUACUGUGUGUGACAAGAUAAUAAACCCUGACAACUUUUAAAUGUUAUU